AUGCUGAAUCUCCAUUUCCAAUCUUCAAAAUCAGACACUGGGGAAAAAGGAGCUUUGAAAUCUCAACUGAAUUGGUCCUCUUGGGAACUAAUAUUGGUCAUUGCUUCUUGAAUGCAAAACAAACCGGCUUUCCAAAGAGGAUCUGUUGUCACUUCUUGCUUAAGAAACUGUACCAUGAAGAUUCAUCUCUUUUUCUUUAUUAUGCUCCUUUGGGUCACAAUAUUACCAGCCAAAAAGAGGUUUCCCGAGUAUGGUAGCUUGGAUUUGAGUUAUCAGUGCAAAAUGAGUAAAGGUCACUGUAAAACCCAGUGCUCUGAAAAUGAAUUUAGGAUUGCUUUCUGCAUAAGACCUGGAACUCACUGCUGCAUCUAG
This is a messenger RNA of Arvicola amphibius (Eurasian water vole), 372 nucleotides long. Its product is annotated as beta-defensin 17-like. The transcript has 3 exons. Gene Ontology annotation, molecular function: chemoattractant activity; CCR6 chemokine receptor binding. Gene Ontology annotation, biological process: defense response to bacterium; innate immune response; cell chemotaxis. Lineage: Eukaryota; Metazoa; Chordata; Mammalia; Rodentia; Cricetidae. Gene Ontology annotation, cellular component: extracellular region. The record is from RefSeq and is a predicted model, not a curated record.